GCUGCAACACAGCGUGCCGCCCAUCCUCCUCCUUUACUGCGCUGCGCACGACAGCAUUGCCAAGGCUCCUUCUUCCCCAGCUUCGCCAACAGCGCCUUCUUCCCCGCUUUCAGAUCGCCGCCGGCCGGCCGCCAGAGUCUGCCCCAAGCCAGCAUGCCGGACACCAUGCUGGAGGACCUGCCCGAGUGGCUCGUCGUCGACGAGAUCCUGGUCCGGCUGCCACCCAAGGACGUGCUCCGCUGCCGCGCCGUCCGCAAGUCGUGGUGCGGCGCCACUUCCACCGACAAGUCCAUCCUGGACAACCACCGCCGCCAGCCGUCGCUCCCCAUCGUCGAACACGACGAGGGCAUCUCCUGCCUCGCCGCCACCAGAGCUCAGAAGAUACUACGGCCCAUCGUCCGGUACAGUCCCGAUCCAGUUUCCAACAUCGCUUUCUGUGAUGGCCUCCUCAUCCUGUCGCGGCAGUCCAGCUUCUACAUCUGCAACCCGGCCACCCGCAAGUGCGCUCCCCUGCCGCGUCCUCCGCUGCGGCCAGGAUUCAGGGCCCCCAACGUCGUCGCCUUCUACCAGCACGACGCAUCCCCCCGAGAGUACCGGGUGCUUUGGGUUUUCUCGGCACACAUGGCGAGGCGCACCAGGUACUUCGUCCUCCCGGUGGGAUCGGACCAGCCAAGAUGCAUCCAAUGGCCGACAGUUUUACAGAGUUAUCCCGCUUCCUGUGACCUCCCACCAGUCCACCAUCGUGGUGCCCUGCACUGGGAACUGAGCCUCGGCAUAACGGUGUUGGACACCGUAACCGAGACAUUCCGGCACAUGAACCACGGCGGCGUUUUUUCACUGUUCGAUCUUGGUGGCGACCUUGCUUUGCGCCACACGUCCGGUGACUGCCUCACUCAGAACAUUUGGGUGCUGCAGGACUAUGACGCCGAGACGUGGGCAUUUCGAUACCGGAUUGACCUGCGAGCGAUGGAGGUGUCGCCGCCGCUUCCGCUUGAUUUCGCGGACGCUUAUUUCGCCCCUAUGAUGGCUGUGAUCAACGAGCGUGAGCUGUUGAUCCAGCAUGGUGGUGACCGCCUGUUGCAUUGUGACAUCGAGAGUCUGUUUUUAGGAAAUGUGGAAAGCCAAGACCAUGAAAGCAGCUUGAAUCGGUUUGCAAACAGUUUGUCACUCACUAUGCAUCGCCUCCAAGAGAGCAUGAUUUCGCUUCCGUUGUUUGAGAUGCAAGAAGAAGAUGCCAUGAACAAGGAGCCUCCGUUCAUCAUAGUUCUGUAAGAUGCGGCGCUCCAUCUUACUGCUUUGGACUCCUGGUUUGAUUGAUGUUGUGCCCCUGGACUAUCCUAUCCCAUAUGAGCCAUGUCUUUUGUUCUUUGUUACCAUUUCGCACUACUAAUAGUAGAGCUGAACAAUUUGGACGGAGGAAGUAGGGCUUGUGCUAUCAACAUUUGGUACUUGUUAUUAUUCUAUCUUGAACAUCAUGUUUAUGUUGUGAACAAUGGAGCUUCUAUGCUUUAGAAUUAUUCUUCUAUUA
Molecule: messenger RNA, 1528 nt
Organism: Triticum aestivum (bread wheat)
Lineage: Eukaryota; Viridiplantae; Streptophyta; Magnoliopsida; Poales; Poaceae
Exons: 2
Coding region: 154-1272 (372 amino acids)
Molecular function (GO): protein binding
Source: RefSeq, a predicted model, not a curated record